Messenger RNA from Antechinus flavipes (yellow-footed antechinus), 2655 nucleotides. RefSeq names its product vomeronasal type-2 receptor 26-like. The record is from RefSeq and is a predicted model, not a curated record. Gene Ontology annotation, molecular function: G protein-coupled receptor activity. Gene Ontology annotation, biological process: G protein-coupled receptor signaling pathway. Lineage: Eukaryota; Metazoa; Chordata; Mammalia; Dasyuromorphia; Dasyuridae. Bases 1 to 2655 code for a protein of 884 amino acids. Gene Ontology annotation, cellular component: membrane. The transcript is spliced from 8 exons.
AUGGACACUACUCCGAUGCACCGGAGUGGUUACCCAGGUUCCUACACAGAUUCUGAUAUGUUAUCAAAUUCCCUUGUUUUUGGAGAUUAUUGCAUUGCUGAGAGUUUGUGGCUGCUCAAACACUAUUAUCAAGUCCUCGCUUUUACAUUUGCCAUAGAAGAAAUCAACAGAAACCCGAGUCUGUUGCCCAACAUUUCUUUGGGAUUUCAUAUCUACAAUGCUUAUCACAAUGAUGAGAGGGUCUUGGAGAGUUCCCUCAUGUGGCUGUCAGGCCAGGGACAGACCAUUCCAAAUUACAGCUGUGAGAGGCAGAGAAAGUCUGUAGUGGUCAUUGGAGGAGCCACUUCUGAACUGACUUUCUCCAUGGGAACUCUGCUGGAGCUCUAUAAAUUCCCACAGAUCAGCUAUGGUCUCUUUGAUCCGCUCAUAAGCGACCCACUUCAGUUUCCUUCUGUUUAUCAGAUGGCCCCCAGUGACACCUCUCUUCCCCUUGGCAUGGUCAGGUUAAUGGUGCAUUUCAAAUGGACCUGGGUGGGUCUUAUUGUUUCAGAUGAUUCAAGAGGUGAGAAAUUCCUCAGGGAUCUUCAAGAAGAAAUGGCCAGAAAUGAUGUCUGUGUGGCCUUUAUAGAAAAGAUCUCCACUAGUUAUUCAUUAAAUGCAGAAUUGUAUCAAAGUUUUGUAUUCAGGAUAUUUCCUUCUGCAGCAAAUGUGCUUGUCAUUUAUGGAGAUACAAAUUCACUUCUGAGCCUGAUGUUUACGAAAAAUCCUUAUGUCCUUGUAAGAAGAGUGUGGAUCACUACCAGUCACUGGGAUAUUGCUAAAAAACCUGGUUAUAUCUAUUUUGAUAAUUUCCAUGGGGCUCUGAUAUUUUCAGAUCAGACAAGUAAGAUUCCUGAGUUCAAAGAUUUUCUGAAAACUGUUAACCCUGCCAGACACCCAGAGGAUGUUUUCCUUAAGAACUUUUGGAACUCAGCUUUUGGAUGUGCAUAUAAACAUGGAAAGGAAGGUGAAGGUAUCUGUUCACUAAAUGCCUCUUUAGACACAAUACAGCUGAGCUAUUUAGACAUCAGUAUGUCUGACCAGAGUUAUACUGUCUACACUGCUGUGUAUGCUGUGGCCUGGGCCCUUCAUGAGAUGUUCUUGGUGAGAUCAGAAAUGGAAUCCAAUGUUGAUAGGGACAACAGAAUUGUUUCCCCCCAGAAGAGUUAUACUGUCUCCACUGCUGUGUAUGCUGUGGCCUGGACCCUUCAUGAAAUAUUCCUGGUGAGGUCAGAAAUGGAACCCAACAUAGAUGGAGAAAACAGAAUUGUUCCCCCACCUCCUCCCUUCCGGAAACUCCAUUACUUUCUGAAGAAUAUCCAGUUUAACACUAGUGCUGGGAAACUGGUGGUCUUGGAUAAGAAGAGGAAGUCUAUGGCAAACUAUGAUAUUCUCAACUAUGUGACCUUUACCAAUGAUACUGAAGUCUUGAUAAAAGUAGGAGAGUUUACUCCUCAAGCUCCACGUGGCCAAGAUUUCACCAUCCAAGAGAAGGCCAUUACGUGGCCUAGAUGGAAUAAAAAAGAAAUUGAUUCAAAUUUCGUCAGAAUGACUGUCUCAAAAGCCUUUGGAUACUUCCCCGUGCAGCCUCCUCAGUCCAGAUGCAAUCAAGCUUGUGGUCCUGGAUUCCAGAAGAAAGCCCGGGAGGGAAGGUCUGUCUGCUGUUUUAACUGUGACCCCUGCCCAGAGAGGCACAUUUCCAACCAGACAGAUGCAGAUCAAUGUGUGAAAUGCCCUGAAGAUCAAUAUCCCAAUUAUGAGAGGAAUCAGUGUCUCCCCAAAAUGGUGACCUUCCUAGACUAUGAAGAGCCCUUGGGGAUGGCCUUGGCUUCUAUAGCUGCUUGCUUGUCUCUCCUCACAGUUCUGGUUCUCUGGGUCUUUGUGAGGCACAAAAACACCCCCAUAGUCAGAGCCAAUAACCGGGAUCUCAGCUACAUCCUCCUCAUCUCCCUUUUCUUCUGCUUCCUCUGUACGUUGCUCUUCAUUGGCCGCCCAACUGCAGCCCAUUGCCUCCUCCGACAAACAACCUUUGGAGUCAUGUUCACUGUGGCCGUCUCCACUAUUUUGGCCAAAACCAUCAUUGUGGUUCUGGCCUUCAGAGCCACCAGACCAGGCAGCAGGAGCAGGAAAUGGAUGGGAUCCAGAGCCCCCAUUUCUGUUGUUCUCUUUUGCACCUUGAUUCAAGGCAUGCUCUGUGGAGUCUGGCUGCUGCUCUCUCCCCCAUUCCCAGAGGCAGACAUGCACUCUGACCGUGAGCAUAUUAUCUUGGGGUGCAAUGAGGGUUCCCUCAUUGCCUUCUAUUUUGUCCUGAGCUACAUGGGAGUCUUGGCCCUGGCGAGCUUCACUGUGGCCUUUUUUGUCAGAAAUCUCCCUGACACUUUCAACGAAGCCAAGUUCAUCACCUUCAGCAUGCUGGUGUUCUGCAGUGUCUGGAUUACCUUCCUCCCUACCUACCAGAGCACCAAGGGGAAGAUGAUGGCGGCCGUGGAGAUCUUCUCCAUCUUAAGCUCCAGUACUGGCUUGCUAACCUGCAUCUUUAUCCCCAAAUGCUAUGUGAUCCUUCUGCAGCCCCACAGGAACACCAAGAAAACCUUAAAGAAUAAUGUCACGUCUUGA